Molecule: messenger RNA, 4338 nt
Organism: Hemiscyllium ocellatum (epaulette shark)
Lineage: Eukaryota; Metazoa; Chordata; Chondrichthyes; Orectolobiformes; Hemiscylliidae
Gene: atxn3
Product: ataxin 3
Exons: 11
Coding region: 45-1127 (360 amino acids)
Biological process (GO): protein deubiquitination
Cellular component (GO): nucleus
Molecular function (GO): cysteine-type deubiquitinase activity
Source: RefSeq, a predicted model, not a curated record
GGGAGGGCCGGUCCGCCGCACAGGAUGAUGGUCCAUCGUCCAUCAUGGAGGCGAUAUUUCACGAGAAACAAGAAGGAUCCCUUUGUGCUCAGCAUUGCCUCAACAAUUUGUUGCAGGGAGAGUACUUCAGUCCCAUAGACCUCUCUACAAUUGCACAACAGUUGGAUGAAGAAGAGCGAGAAAGAAUGGCAGAGGGAGGAACUGCUACAGAAGAAUACAGAAUAUUUUUACAGCAACCUUCAGGGAACAUGGAUGAUAGUGGAUUCUUUUCAAUUCAAGUGAUUAGUACUGCCUUGAGUGUAUGGGGUUUAGAGAUUACCCUCUUCAACAGUCCAGAAUAUCAACGGUUAAAGAUUGAUCCAGUAAUUGAAAGGGCAUUUAUUUGCAACUACAAAGAACAUUGGUUUACAGUACGAAAAUUAGGAAAGCAGUGGUUUAACUUGAAUUCUUUAUUGACGGGACCAGAGUUGAUCUCCGACACUUACCUUGCCCUCUUCUUGGCACAAUUACAACAAGAAGGUUAUUCGAUAUUUGUAGUAAGAGGAGAACUGCCAGAAUGUGACGCCGAUGAGAUACUCAAAAGCCUGAGAGUGGUGCAACAAGACAGGCCAAAGCUAAUUGGAGAGGAUGCAAAUCAGCGAACAGAAAUCGGUCAGAGGGUACACAGCAAUGACUGGGAACGAGCUAUUGAUAUGUCUAAAUCAAUUACAAGUGUUCUGGAUGAGGAUGAUGAAAAUCUGCAGAGGGCAUUGACAUUAAGCCGCCAACACAUGGAGACAGAAGAUGAAGAAGCAGAUCUACGAAGAGCAAUUCAUCUCAGCAUGCAAGGUUUUAAGCAAGGGACAGAAAAUUCUGAAGUGUCCUCAUCUUGGAAUGAUGUUGCACAAUCUUCAAGAGCCAAUCAAAUGGAAACUCCAACAGCAGAGGAGCUACGAAGACAUAGACAAGCGUACUUUGAGAGAAAACAGCGAGUACAACCAGAAGUUUCAGAUCAAUCAGAAAAACAAAGUUGUUCAAUACUGAAGACCAAUUCAGCUGGCAUGACUGAACAAGAACUGCCUCAAGCAGAUGGGCUGAAGUCGUUAGAAGCUGGUGCCAAUGAUGAUUCAAAAGGGGAAGGAAGUUAAUGUGAAAACUAAAUACCAGCAAUAACUCUUUCCCAUUGCUGAUCCAUAUGUGCAGCAUUCCACCUUUACUUCAGCCACAAAGACAAAUAUGUGUGUUUUCACAGAGAGCAAAAGGUUAUUUUCACUCUUAAUGCAAAGAACUUUUGUGGUUGUCUUGUGGGAUAAUUUGUAGUUAAAAGAAAAUGCAAGAUUUUCUCUUUCUUAACUUCAAUUGUAGCACCUUAUCUUCUGAAAAACCCUCUUCAUGCACAAUCUAAUUAAGAAAAUUACAGGGAAGAAAUUCAAGAUUUCGUAACCAAUUUAAAAAAAAAACGUUUUUGGUAUUUUCUGAUCUACCAAUGAUGGGACCUAAGAAGGCAAAUGCUCAAGUGUUUACUUUUUGAAAACAUACUUUAACUCUCUUAACUAUAGCUUAUAUUCAAAUCAGGUUCAAUUAAAACAUUGAACGUAUCAAGAGAGAUGAUAUGCAGCACGCAGUUGAGCUUUGUGGCAUUUUGUGACGCUUGAAAGUUGGUAGAUCUGUUUUUAUCUUUGAAUUUUGACCUUGUCUUCGUGUUUAAUUGUUCUAACACAAAGUUCCUGUUAUGUUGAAUGUUUAUUGCAGAGCCAUGCAGAUAUUUGCUUUUAAAGUCUUUUGUACUUGAACCUGUUCCCUGUAUUUUGAGAAGAUCAUACCAGGGAACAUAAAUGUAUAAAAUGGAGUUCCAAGAGUUAGGUAAAAUUACACUUGAGUAGUCUGUGAUAGGUCAGCUUCAUCUUUUAAAGCAAAAUGCGGGUUCAUAUCAUAAUUUUCACUGGGAAAUGUAAAGGAGUAAAUGGGAGCUGUGUGUGCUUUGCAGAUUGUUUGCUGUAUUCCUGAUUACAUAAUAUAAACAAAGUCAAAAUUGCUGUGUAUUGAGAUUUUUUGUUGCUUACACUACAUAAUAAUGUCUUUAUGAAGUUAAUGAGUUAGGAUGGGCCAAGUUUAAAAACAAGAUAACGUGUCUUUUCUUUGGCAUGCUUUAAAAGUCUUAACCUUCAGAUUAAAGUGGCUAUUUGUCCAUAGCUCAAACAUAGGCCCUCAGUGUAAUACUGUAGUUCCUGCAGCUUAGUACAGGACCAACGAAUCAAGGUUCCAAGCCUGCUAUGGCAGGUUUUAAAGUUUCAGUCAAUAAGUCAGAUAAGAAGUGAGAAUGAAGAAUGAUGGAUAGGGUGAAUAGCCAAGAUCUUUUUCCUAGGGUGGAGGAGUCAAAAACUAGAGGAUAUAGGUUUAAGCUCAGAGUGAAAAGAUUUUAAAAAUACCUGAGAGGUAGAUGGUGCAUGUAUGGAAUGAAUUGCUAGAGGAAAUGAUGGAGGCUGGUAGAAUUACAGCAUUUAAAAGGCAUCUGGAUAGGUAUAUGAAUCGAAAGGGUUUAGAAGGAUAUGGACCAAAUGCUGGCAAAUGGAACUAGGUCAGAUUGGGAUGUCUGGUCGGCAUGGAUGAGUUGGACCAAAGGUUCUACAUCUGUCCAGUAUGAGUCUAUGUCUCUGUAAUUGACCAUGACAUUUCUGUCAUUUAAAAAAAAACGUAACUAGUUUUCACUAAUGAAAUUUUGGGAAAUGAACUACCUUCCUGCAGUCCUAGGCUCUUUACUUUCAGGGCAACAAAGGUGUGUAAUAAAUGCAGGCAUGUCUUUGCUGCCCAUGCCCAAGCACAUAUUUUAACUUGUUAAGUACAUUAUUUUUAAGUGCAAAUUUGAGCAAAGAAUGACAGCAUUUUUAUUGCAUUUCUUUGUUUCUGUCUUUGCUCAAAUAUUUUGUCUUGAGAAUGACUGAAAAAAGAUUUUUGUCAAAUCUUCAUCUUACACUCAGGACAAUUCAUGAGAGUAAGGAAAGCUACCAUUUAUACUGAAGCGGGGAGCUUGCUGAUGCAUUGGUAAUUGGGCUGCAUUGGGAGAGGCUUUGGCAUAGGGCAGGCACUUAUUAGUUAUGUGACAGCCGUUUGCUGCACUGUCUUGACCAAUGUCCUGCUCAGAGUCAUUCUUCCUGGCUUAAAAUUUCAGUUGAAUUAGUAUUCUUGUGAAAUAUCCUGAUGAGUGCAAGAUGAAAAGCUUUGACAAACUGGCUUUUUUCAGCAAUACUCUAGUUCAGUACCAACAAUCUAUUUCAUUUAAGCAAGACUACAGUUUUGCAGCUACUGGCAAUAAUUCAGCAUUAUGGUUUGAAUGGUACUCCUCUCAUACUCUAAACAGUGCAUUCUAACAUUUGGAGGGUGAAGUGAAGCAAGGUGGCAAUGUAGAGUCAGACUGAAAUAUCUGCAUCGAAAGAAACACACAGAAACCUAUGAUUAGGCUAAGGAGGGACUACCCAUUUUUGCUGUCUUCAGUUAUUUAACUUGGAAACACUGAGACUAAUUAGAUCAGUUGAUUCAUCUCAAUUUGAAUGGCAAAGGCCAGGAAUGGAAUGUCAAAGCUUCCUACUUUGUGCUAGAGUGCUAUAUCUUGCAAUACCUUUAACUAUUGGGUUACCACAAAGAUUAGUAUUUUCAUUUAAGCAAGAGACAAAUUUGUCAGGCAUUUCUGUAAAAUAGUGUCUUGACUAGAAUCAGUCCUUGGACUGAGAAGAGUAGCCUGAUCGCAGUUGGUUUGACAGUGAGCACAGUCAUUGAUCGCCAAGUACUUGAAGGAGUAGGAGGAAAAAGCAAACCAAGUCCAACUUGUGCUCUGGUGAAACAGCCCAUUGAUGCUCAAGUGUCAAGGCUUAUGGGAACAAUAGAUUCUUAUGUAAGGAAUGAGAAGGUGACUCGUGCCUGUGGAACAUAUCUCAGUUAUAUUUAAUGCUUUCGAGAGAAGAAAGCAUUGAGCAGAAAAUGAAAACCAGAACUUGUAUCUGUUUGCAACUGUGUUUUUAACAAUGUUGCCUCCAACAUUGAAACUACCAUAAUCUCUAGUAUGUUAUAUUUUGAAAAAGAUGUGGCAAUGUUUUAAGUAUUUGUUAUAACUGUUGCAAUAUUUUUAUGUUGUAUUUACUAAAGUUUGAAUUUAAUUUCUGUCUAAAACGUUGCCUGCAGGAAUAAAAUUCAGCUUCUUUAAAAUAGUAAAGAACUUUGUAAGAAACAAGAGUCACUUACUAUCUUGUUUGACUUUACCAAGGAGGCAGAUGACGUAAUAUACGAUUAAUUGUGCUUUGCAAUGCUUUUUGCGUGUGCACACUGGAGAUAAGAUGUGUUGUUCUCUAAAAUAGUAACCUUGUU